AUGUUGGUAAGAUGCUAGUAUUGCUUGAAAACAGUGAUUUAGAGUUAAAGAAAUAGACUUCCAAUUACAAAACUCUUAGAUUUUUAUCAAUUUAGUGAAAACUUUCGCAAGCUUACUGGAAUGGCAACAGUAAUAUAAGAAAUAGAAAAGAAGGACAAUGAUAAAUUAGAAAUUAAGAUACCUCUCUUAAAUUUAUUAAUGAGAAUUUCCUCUGAGAGUAAGAAUUAUUCUGAUCUCAAAGUAAGAAAUUAUUAAAAUUUUAUAAGUUAUAUGGAAUUGUGGAAAUUUUUCUAUAAAAUUUAGAUAAUCAAGAAUACAUGAUUGUUACUACAGUUAUAAAUAUUUUUGGUUAGUUGACUCUUGAUGAUGAAUUAACAUCGAAAAUUAUUUAGAAAGGAUUAUGUAUUUUCUAAUUUAAAAUUAGAAAAAAUAAUUAACCUUGUAUUUAUGUGUCAUCCUCAUAGGGUUAAAUAAUUAAAGUUCAUUGAUAUUAAUCAAAAAGAUUAUCCCAAAGCAAUAUUGGAGUUUUAAAUAUAUACAUUUCGUCUAUUGAGAUAUUUAGCUUCUCUAAGGCAUAUUCUGAGAAAGUAGAUGUUUGGGAUUUGGGAUGUAUCUUAUAUGAGGUGCUUUAAUAAAAUCCUGCAUUUUAAUCAGCAAAUCCGUUGAUGCUAGAAAGGAAGAUAGUAUAAUUAGAAUAUGAGUCAAUCAAUUAAGGUAUAUAUAAGAAUGAGUUGAUGAAUAUUGUUGAAUUGUGUCUUUAGAAGGAAGAGGAUAAAAGACCAUCAGUUAAUGAAUUACUUGAAAUGAUAAGUUUAAAGGUUAUAGUUUUGAUGGAAUAUAUCAAGUAGGAGAAAGAUGAUCUGAAAAGUGAGUUGUAAGAUUUAAGAUCAAUAAUUAAUGAUUAAUAAUAUGAGAUAAAGAAAGAGUAAUAGUUGGUUUGGAAUAUAUUUUAGAAACUAUUAUAAUUAUCACAUCAGGAUUAUAAAACUAUUGAUGCAAAGAAUUAAUAUAUAAUUGAAUAGUUUAGAAGAAAGAUAAGCAAAUCAGAUAAUGAAAUUAAUAUAUAGGCAGAAUUGAAUAAAUUAACAUCUUUGUCUAAGGAGUAGAUAUCCUAUUUGCCAAAGAUAAAUUAUUGA
Paramecium sonneborni is the source of this 1136-nucleotide messenger RNA. NCBI's taxonomy places the organism in Eukaryota, Ciliophora, Oligohymenophorea, Peniculida, Parameciidae. The record is from the annotation of a GenBank genome assembly.